AUGUCUCACGAGGAAGAUCUUAUCGACUACUCUGAUGAGGAGCUUCAGACCACCACAGCACCGGCCACCACUGCUGCGCCUGCCGCCACGAAUGGCGAUACCGACAAGCAGGGCGACUUGACUGUAACCGGCGGCCGUCCCGACAAGAAGGGCAGCUAUGUCGGUAUUCACUCUACCGGUUUCCGCGACUUCCUGCUGAAGGGUGAACUUCUGCGCGCCAUCACCGACUGCGGCUUCGAACAUCCAUCGGAGGUCCAGCAAGUUUGCAUUCCGACUUCCAUUUUGAACGUCGAUGUUCUUUGCCAGGCCAAGUCCGGUCUCGGUAAGACCGCAGUCUUCGUUCUCACCACCCUUCACCAAUUGGAGCCCGUUCCUGGCGAGUGCCAGAUCCUGGUCAUGUGCCAUACCCGUGAACUCGCUUAUCAGAUCAAGAACGAGUACGCCCGUUUCUCUAAGUACUUGCCCGACGUUAAGACUGCGGUGUUCUAUGGUGGUACCCCGAUCCAGAAGGAUGUCGAAAUCUUGUCCAACAAGGAAACCUACCCCAACAUUGUGGUCGCCACUCCCGGUCGUCUGAAUGCGCUGGUCCGUGACAAGAAAUUGUCCCUGCGCAACGUGAAGGCCUUUGUUCUCGACGAGUGUGACAAGAUGCUUGACCAGAUUGACAUGCGCCGUGAUGUCCAGGAAAUCUUCCGUGCAACCCCCGCCGACAAGCAGGUCAUGAUGUUCAGUGCCACCCUUUCCCAGGAGAUUCGUCCUAUCUGCAAGAAGUUCAUGCGCAACCCGCUGGAGGUCUAUGUCGAUGAUGAUACCAAGCUCACCCUCCAUGGCUUGCAACAGUACUACAUCAAGCUUGACGAGAAGGAGAAGAACCGCAAGCUGAAUGAGCUUUUGGACAACCUCGAGUUCAACCAGGUCAUCAUCUUCGUCAAGAGCACGCAGCGUGCCAACGAGCUGGACAAGCUGUUGCGCGAGUGCAACUUCCCCAGUAUCGCAGUCCACUCUGGUGUCAGCCAGGAGGAGCGUAUCAAGCGCUACAAGGAGUUCAAGGAGUUCAACAAGCGUAUCUGUGUUGCCACUGAUGUCUUCGGCCGUGGUAUUGAUAUCGAGCGCAUCAACCUCGCCAUCAACUACGAUCUCCCCGCCGACGCUGACUCUUACCUGCACCGUGUUGGUCGUGCCGGUCGCUUCGGUACCAAGGGUCUUUCUAUCUCCUUCGUCAGCAGUGAGGAGGACGAGAAGGUCCUUAAGGAGAUUGAGAAGCGCUUUGAGGUUGCCCUUCCCGAGUACCCCGAGGCAGGUGUUGACUCCACCACCUACAUGGCUUAG
Molecule: messenger RNA, 1329 nt
Organism: Penicillium psychrosexuale
Lineage: Eukaryota; Fungi; Ascomycota; Eurotiomycetes; Eurotiales; Aspergillaceae
Product: ATP-dependent RNA helicase SUB2
Exons: 5
Coding region: 1-1329 (442 amino acids)
Biological process (GO): mRNA splicing, via spliceosome; mRNA export from nucleus
Molecular function (GO): ATP binding; RNA binding; RNA helicase activity
Source: RefSeq, a predicted model, not a curated record